CCCGGUUGCCAUGCCUCCCACACCUACGACCAUGGACCCGGCUUGCGCAGCAGGCUCUAGCAGCUGCCAAUGAUGAGUGGGAGAGAUCGAGCAAUGCUACGGCUGCGUUUGGGAUGCAAGGGAGUGUGAUGGGCACGCCCUCUUUGAUGGGUGGCAUGGGCCCCAUGUCUAUGCCUAUGGGAAUGGGCAUGGGCAUGGGCAUGGGUAUGCCGAUGGGUAUGCCGAUGUUCCCGUCCUCUCCGGCGUCAAUGUAUGGUGGCGGCACUGGACGUUCCGUUUUGGGUGAACCCUCGAAUUGGGGAUCUGCUUCCGUUUAUGGAGGGUCGUUCGGGCCUGCCGCGCAGUCUACAGGACGGACGAGUGGGGUCGCUUUCCCUCGACAAUCCGGUGCUGGGACAGGGGGAAAUAAAUCUGCUGCGUCUGAGGCGGGAGGACUACCUAGACCUCGUCAGCGAACGAGGACCGCUCCUGCUUCGCAAGCCCUUCCGGCUGCCCGAAAUGGUCAAUCCAGUAGGCAAGCUCCCUCGAGUUGGAAGAUGCAUUGAGUUAUGGUACCAAUAUAUUGGUUUUUUUUUUUCAAUACUGUCUAAACAUGAACCUCCCCGCUUUGCGCCCUUAACCUCUUUCCAUGUUUUUCACUCAUUUCCGCUUCCCUCGUCUCUUUUCUCCAACCCAAAGGGCCAAAUCGGGUCUCCCACCCCUCAUCCCAAUUUUUUUUUUCCAACUUUUGACUCUCCACUUCUACCCGCCCCACCAUUCUUUUGACCCUGCAUGAAGCUACGCUAUCCCUUCGUACCAUUAAUUCCUGAUCGAUUGCAUAAACACGUGCAAGUGCGCGACUUCUCUUACCACUCACUUGGAACUUACAAUCAUGCCGGAAAGACGCUCCUUUUCUUUUUUCCCCUUCUUCCGUAAGUUCCGCUCU
Messenger RNA from Cantharellus anzutake, 925 nucleotides. RefSeq lists its product as uncharacterized. The transcript has 2 exons. The record is from RefSeq and is a predicted model, not a curated record. NCBI's taxonomy places the organism in Eukaryota, Fungi, Basidiomycota, Agaricomycetes, Cantharellales, Hydnaceae. Bases 253 to 765 code for a protein of 170 amino acids.